Molecule: messenger RNA, 1650 nt
Organism: Argentina anserina (silverweed cinquefoil)
Lineage: Eukaryota; Viridiplantae; Streptophyta; Magnoliopsida; Rosales; Rosaceae
Product: serine/threonine-protein kinase SAPK2-like
Exons: 9
Coding region: 261-1271 (336 amino acids)
Biological process (GO): protein phosphorylation; intracellular signal transduction
Cellular component (GO): cytoplasm
Molecular function (GO): ATP binding; protein serine/threonine kinase activity
Source: RefSeq, a predicted model, not a curated record
UCUGCAACUCCGAGCUUUUCCUCAUCACGAAAUAAAGAAAGGAACUUUCUACACCGCCCGACACUUCACACUCUUGAUCAUUCUCUGGUCAAAGUAUUCUGUGGUUAAAGACUCCAGUACCAAUCCACUCACCAACCACCCCCUAGCUUCUCCACUUGUCCUAAACCUACCUACAGGGAAAAGGUUUGGUUCCUGUGUAGCUUGUAAACCCUUUUGCUGUUAGAUCGUUCUUGCAAUUUGAUGAUCGAGUCGAAGUUUCCAUGGAGAGGUAUGAGAUUGUGAAAGAUAUAGGGGCUGGGAAUUUUGGGGUAGCAAGGUUGGUCAGGGAUAAGUGGACAAGAGAACUCUAUGCUGUUAAGUUCAUUGAGAGAAGCCAGAAGAUAGAUGAGCAUGUGCAGAGGGAAAUCAUGAACCAUAGAUCAUUGAAGCAUCCCAAUAUUGUUCAGUUCAAAGAGGUUCUUCUGACACCAACUCAUCUAGCCAUAGUAAUGGAGUAUGCUUCUGGAGGAGAGCUCUUUGAGAGGAUAUGCAAUGCUGGUAGAUUUAGUGAGAAUGAGGCAAGGUUUUUCUUUCAGCAACUGAUAUCAGGAGUCAGUUACUGCCAUUCAAUGCAAAUAUGUCACAGGGACCUUAAGCUUGAAAAUACACUCUUAGAUGGCAGCACAGCACCCCGUGUCAAAAUAUGUGAUUUUGGAUACUCAAAGUCCCUACUGCAGUCCCAGCCAAAAUCAACUGUGGGAACACCAGCUUAUAUUGCUCCUGAGGUCUUAUCUAGAAAGCAAUAUGAUGGAAAAAUUGCAGAUGUUUGGUCAUGUGGAGUCACCUUAUAUGUGAUGAUAGCUGGAGCAUAUCCUUUUCAAGAUCCUGAUGACCCUAAGAACUUCAGAAAAACAAUAAAUCGGAUCCUUGGCGUUCACUACUCAAUUCCAGAGCAUGUUCAAGUUUCCAUCGAGUGUAGACAUCUUUUAUCUCAGAUAUUUGUGGAAAACCCUGAAAAGAGAUUAACGAUAGCAGGAAUUAAAAACCAUCCUUGGUUCUCAAAGAAUUUACCUAUAGAACUUAUGGAAGGAGGAAGUUGGCAGAGCCAUGAUGUUAAUAUGCCAUCCCAGAGCACCGAAGAAGUUCUGUCCAUAAUUCAAGAGGCAAGAAACUUAGUAUUGUCCCCAAAUGCGAAUACGCAUCUCCUCGACGGCAGCAUGGAUCUUGAUGAUUUGGAUGCUGACGUUGAAGACGUUGAAACAAGUGAUGAUUUUGUAUGCCGGACAGAGUAGUUGACCUGUAAACACAUAAAUCAUACCUGGCUGAUGAGUAAAGUUUCGCUAGUAGCAGAGUUCCUACCAAAGCAUGACAAGAACUUUAACUUAUAGAGCUCGAGAAUGUGAUGUAAUUGUGCUGAGAUGCUUUUUUUCUUUUUUUUUGUUUACGAGUUUUUUUUUUUUAAUUAUUGCUAAACAACGGCUAGAGCCUAGAGGCUUUCUUAUAUUAGGCCCGUCCUGACCCUAUCGGUUAGGUUAGUCUUUAUCUCUUGUUGUUUCUUGUAAUAGGAAUUUCGCAUCUCGAUGAUGCUCAUGUCAUGUUUGUUAACGGGGGACAUUUUCUAAUAGGUAGUUUAUUGUUUUGUAGGAACUAGGAACAUUCUGGAUGUCUUAU